UCUAAUGAAAUCUGAACUCAUUUUCUAGUAUGGUGGGGGUACUGUUUGAAAGGGUACUUAAUGUAUUUAAUGAAAGAGUUAACGUUUAGUUAAGUAUUCAUUCUAGAGACUGAAAGGAUGUUCUUCUGGCUCAUUGGUUUUUGGUUCUUUCCACAGAAAGAUAAUGCCUUUACUUUAGUGGGGCUAGUUUGAUAUCCGUGUAGAUUGUCUUUCAGAUUCUGUGUACUAGGUUCAAAAAGGUUUAGUUUUUCGAGUUGGUUGUAGCUGUUUUUUGGGUUAUAUAAGGGUUUGUUAACUCUCUGAAAGUUGCAUAUAGGGCUUGAUUUUUUGGAGUGUUUCAGCUUGAUACAGUUGGAUCAGCCCAGCUCUAAUUUUAGUAGAUUUGUCCACCUGGUUCUAUGCCUUUUCUCUUGGCUGAGAAUUGAAGAAAGCAAUCUGAAUUGCUGUGCACAUGACAUUUCUUUGAUGUUUCAAUUUUUUAAGGCUAAGAGAUAAAAGACAAGAGUAUAAUUUGUAUUGAAGUUUCUUGGAUCGGAUGGUGCCUGGAGGACUUCUUUUGCUUAUUUUUACCACUCUCCACUAUGCAUCAGGUGCAUUUGUAGGAAUAAAUAUUGGAACCGAUGUUUCAAACAUGCCGUCGGCUCCAGAUGUGGUUGCCAUGCUGAAAGCCAAUCAGAUUACUCAUGUACGCCUCUAUGAUGCUGAUGCCCACAUGUUGAAAGCCCUUGCAGACAGUGGGAUAGAAGUGAUGGUUGGUGUUACAAAUGAGGAAAUCUUAGGAAUUGGGGAAUCUGCAUCAAAAGCAGCAGCAUGGAUUAAUCAAAAUGUUGCAGCUUACUUGCCUUCAACCAACAUUACAGCCAUUGCAGUUGGCAGUGAGGUUCUUACCACAAUCCCUAAUGUUGUCCCUGUUUUGGUUCCUGCCAUGAACUACCUCCACAAAGCCCUUGUUGCUUCAAAUCUAAAUUUUCAAGUCAAAGUUUCAACCCCUCAAGCCAUGGACGUAAUCCCCAAGCCUUUCCCGCCCUCAACUGCCACCUUUAAUUCAUCAUGGAACUCUACAAUUUAUCAGAUUCUUCAGUUCUUGAAAAACACUAACUCAUAUUACAUGUUAAAUGCAUAUCCAUAUUUUGGAUACACAUCUGGAAAUGGCAUUUUCCCUCUUGAUUAUGCUCUUUUCCGAUCACUUCCUCCAGUGAAACAGAUUGUUGACCCCAACACUCUUUCUCACUAUGACAGCAUGUUUGACGCCAUGGUGGAUGCUACCUAUUAUUCUAUAGAUGCUCUGAAUAUGUCUGGAAUCCCAAUUGUAGUUACAGAAACUGGGUGGCCUUGGCUUGGCGGAGCCAAUGAACCUGAUGCCACUGCAGAUAAUGCCGAGACCUUCAAUAAUAAUAUGAUUCAGCGAGUUCAAAAUGAUUCAGGACCACCUAGUCAGCCAAAAUUUCCCAUCAAUACAUACAUUUAUGAGAUGUUCAAUGAAGACAAGAGGCCUGGGCCUGUGUCUGAGAAAAACUGGGGCUUGUUUUUCACCAAUGGCAGCUCUGUUUAUACUUUUAGUUUGAGUACUUCCAAUCGAAUUACUGGAAAUAGUUCUGAUUUCUGUGUUGCCAAACCAAAUGCGGAUCCCGGUAAGUUGCAAGUAGGACUGAACUGGGCUUGUGGGCAGGGAGGGGCCAACUGCAGUGCUAUUCAAGAAGGGCAACCAUGCUAUCUUCCUAAUACUUACCAGAACCAUGCAUCUUAUGCUUACAAUGAUUAUUAUCAAAAAAUGCAUCUGGCUGGUGCAACAUGUGAUUUUGAUGGUACUGCUACAACAACCACAGCUAAUCCCAGUUAUGGAUCCUGUAAAUUUACUGGGAGUUCAACUACCACUCCGAGCUCAACUGGAGGAUUCACACCAUCUGUAGCACCUGGACCUGUGUCUCCCCAAGGAGGGAGCGGGACUACAAACCUGCAAGUUUUGAGAAUUCAAUUUGUAAUAUCAUCUAUGUUUCUACUUCUAGUCUUGCUUUGACCCAAAGGUACAUUCAGUUUUGCAUCUUGUUAGGUGAUUUGACUAGUGCUGAAGAUGAUUACCUCAUCGAAAAUUAUUAAGAUGCGUGAUGUACACCGAUUAAAGAAUAUAUAGGAAUGUUCAUGUGUUAAAUCAUUUGGUUCCAUUAAUUUUGUUUCAGUUCAAGUCAUCUUGUUUGUUUUC
Molecule: messenger RNA, 2200 nt
Organism: Populus euphratica (Euphrates poplar)
Lineage: Eukaryota; Viridiplantae; Streptophyta; Magnoliopsida; Malpighiales; Salicaceae
Product: glucan endo-1,3-beta-glucosidase 4-like
Exons: 6
Coding region: 536-2017 (493 amino acids)
Biological process (GO): carbohydrate metabolic process
Molecular function (GO): hydrolase activity, hydrolyzing O-glycosyl compounds
Source: RefSeq, a predicted model, not a curated record